UUCACUUUUCAAGCCUGAACAGGAAAGCACCGUACAAACAGGCAAGCAUUCAACACACAAUAGCGGGACAGCUGAGCCUGAGAGCACACCAUUAUAUCAGUUCUACCGUUGCGCUGUAGACAUGCUAAACAGCAAAUUUCACUGGUGGAAAACUCCUGUAUUAAGUGAAAAGAAGCAACACCGAGAGAGGUGAGGACAAGACACCUUUGAAGACUCUGGGCCACAGACUGAAGAGUGAUAUGGCAGAACUUCUGCCAGGAUUACUCAUUUGUCUGAUGGCAGUGCAGACCAUUCAGCAUGAUGGAAAUGGAACCAGGACCAAAACCAGUAUUUCAACUGGUGCAAUACCAAAAACCUUCAAGGGGAAGAUGUACAGACUUAAUCACACAAACCAUCUGCCAGCUCUCCAUCCCAGCACAAAGCCUUGGCUCUAUGUGAACCCAGAGGACCCAGUGACAGCCUAUACCACAGGGAUCCUCAGUACCUCGGUCAUACCUUCAUCAUACAUUCUGGCCAUGCUUGUGGGUAUCCCCUCCAAUGCCUACAUUCUGGGCUUCCUCAGAGUCAGACUCAGAGCAAAGUCCAUGUCCACAGUAGUUCUUUACCUGAACCUGGCCUUGUCCGACCUGCUGCUCCUGCUUUCGCUGGCGCUGCGUGUUCACUAUCACUUCAACGGAAACAACUGGAUAUUUGGGGAAAUCUCCUGCCGGCUUAUCACAGCCUUGUUUUACAGCAAUGUUUACUGUGCAGCUCAAACAAUAGCAUGCAUCAGUCUGAAGCGCUACCUGGCUGUGGUCAGACCAUUUUUGUACAGAAGGCUGACUAAAACUACGCUGGCAGUGGGGACAUGCUUGGUUGUAUGGUUCCUGUUUGGGGCUGCUAUUGUGCCUGAGCUCCUCGUUAGGCAGAGCUACCAGGUUACCCAGCUGGGGGUCACCACCUGCCAUGAUGUACUUCCCCUAGAAGAAAAAUCCCAUUCCCCAUUGGUGCUAUACAGGCUGAUGCUGGUUUGUCUGGGCUUCAUAGUACCCUUCCUUAUUUGUAUCUAUACCCAUGUGGUAGUAGUAUACCACUUAAGGCAAUCUGGUUGUGACUGGAGACCUUUUAUCAGGGUCAGCACUCUGGUCUUUGUCAUCUUUGUGGUGUGUUUCUUGCCUAGUGGCAUCCUGCAUAUCGCCCACUACAUCCGUCUGUUUUCCAGCGGCGACGACAGACUGUAUGGAUACUACAGAGUAGCAGUGUGUCUCUGCUGCUUCCACAGCUGUCUGGAUCCCUUCCUGUGUUUGCUUGUUUCCAAGACGGCAACCUCAGAGCUACAAUUCAUUUCCCUCCGUGAGAAACCUCAGAGACCUGCAGUUAUAGCAUGAGACUGGAUGUGUGUGUACAGAAAAUAAACAUGUCCCUGCUGGACCAUUGUUGGGACACAGCGGGGAAGCACAAGGAGCAAGGAUGUGAGAGUUAAGACUUUGUACAGUACCAGAAAAGGAAAAAAAUUAACUAUACGAGCAUAACAAUGUAAGAAUGGUAACUUGGUGACACAGUGUCACAGUACGUUGACAACUAUAAUCAAUCCUCUAUCUUGCUUUGUCAGGAGGAUAUUAAAAUACAUAAAUAGACAAUAUUAAUAUAGAUAUUUACUCUUCACUCUUCUUCCAAUUUUUCAUUACAUGUAAAAUAUGUACAUUAAAGUUCUAAAUCAACAA
This is a messenger RNA of Seriola dumerili (greater amberjack), 1703 nucleotides long. RefSeq names its product proteinase-activated receptor 3-like (gene f2rl2). Gene Ontology annotation, molecular function: thrombin-activated receptor activity. The record is from RefSeq and is a predicted model, not a curated record. Gene Ontology annotation, cellular component: membrane. Gene Ontology annotation, biological process: phospholipase C-activating G protein-coupled receptor signaling pathway; positive regulation of Rho protein signal transduction; thrombin-activated receptor signaling pathway. Bases 240 to 1367 code for a protein of 375 amino acids. The transcript is spliced from 2 exons. NCBI's taxonomy places the organism in Eukaryota, Metazoa, Chordata, Actinopteri, Carangiformes, Carangidae.